This is a messenger RNA of Ornithorhynchus anatinus (platypus), 2027 nucleotides long. RefSeq names its product sulfide quinone oxidoreductase (gene SQOR). The transcript is spliced from 10 exons. The record is from RefSeq and is a predicted model, not a curated record. NCBI's taxonomy places the organism in Eukaryota, Metazoa, Chordata, Mammalia, Monotremata, Ornithorhynchidae. Bases 185 to 1534 code for a protein of 449 amino acids. Gene Ontology annotation, cellular component: mitochondrion. Gene Ontology annotation, molecular function: sulfide:quinone oxidoreductase activity; FAD binding.
CCCGAGCCCCAGCCGAGCGGAGCCGAGCCCGAGCCGAGCGGACUUCCCCGUUCCUCCCCAGCCGCAGCUGCAGCCGCGGGAGCAGCGAGAGCCGGAGCAGCACGGGCAGCAGCAGGUGGUGCUCAGCGGCAGCAGGUGGUGCUCAGCGGCCCCCCUUCCUGGACCAGACCGAGGAGGACCAGAGAUGGCCCACCUGGGCAUGGCGACCAACUGUGCCCGCCUCCCGCCGCUCGGGGCCUUCCGGCGGCUGAGCUCCCCGCCGGCGGGCACGGGGCAGCUGCACACGGGCGCCUGCCACGCCAAGGACCACUACCGGGUGCUGGUCCUGGGAGGGGGCAGCGGCGGGAUCACCAUGGGGGCGCGGAUGAAGAGGAAGGUGGGAGCCGACAACGUGGCCAUCGUUGAGCCCAGCGAGAGACACUACUACCAACCCAUCUGGACUCUGGUGGGGGCCGGGGCCAAGGCCCUGGGCCCGUCCGGGCGGUCCACGGCCAGCGUCAUUCCCUCGGGCGUGGAGUGGAUCCAGUCCAGAGUCAGCGAGCUGGAUCCCGACCGGAACCGCGUCCGCCUGGACAACGGGCAACAGAUCUCUUACAAGUACCUGGUUGUUGCUCUGGGAAUCCAGCUGGAAUUCGAGAAGAUCAAAGGGCUGCCCGAGGGCUUCUCCUACCCCAAGAUCGGGUCCAAUUACUCGGUGAAGACGGUGGAGAAGACGUGGAAGAGUCUGCGGGACUUCACGGAAGGCAACGCCAUCUUUACGUUCCCCAACACGCCGGUCAAGUGCGCCGGGGCGCCCCAGAAGAUCAUGUAUUUGUCAGAUGCCUAUUUCCGGAAGACAGGAAAGCGCAACAAGAGCAACAUCAUUUUCAAUACCUCACUGGGAAAGAUUUUUGGAGUGCAGAAGUACGCGGACGCCCUCCUGCAGAUCAUCCGGGAGAGGGACCUCACCGUGAACUACAGGCACAACCUCGUCGAGGUCAGGGCCGACCGGCAGGAGGCCGUGUUCGAGAACCUGGACAGACCCGGGGAGACCACGGUGUUCCCGUACGAGAUGCUUCACGUCACCCCUCCCAUGGGACCCCCAGAGGUGAUCAAGAAGAGUCCCCUGGCAGACGCUGGGGGCUGGCUGGACGUCGACCAGGAGACCCUGCAGCACAAGAAGUAUCCCAACGUCUUCGGCAUCGGAGACUGCACCAACCUGCCCACGUCCAAGACGGCCGCGGCCGUAGCUGCCCAGUCUGGAGUCCUUGAUAAAACAAUCUCUUCGGUAAUGAAGAACCAGACCUCAGGAAAAAAGUACGACGGAUACACUUCCUGCCCCCUCGUCACGGGCUACAAUAAGGUGAUACUUGCCGAGUUCGACUACGCGGCCCAGCCUCUGGAGACCUUCCCCUUCGACCAGAGCAAGGAACGCCUCAGCAUGUUCCUCAUGAAGGCCGACCUGAUGCCUUUCCUCUACUGGAACGGCAUGCUCAAGGGGUUCUGGGGGGGCCCCGCUCCUAUCCGGAAGCUGCUCCAUCUCGGGAUGAGUUAGAUUGCCCGUGCUUCGCUCCCUCCCUCCUACCCCGGGCCGCAGCCGAAGGCGCCGUCUCGAAACCGCCGGCGCCGGAAGACCCCCGUCCCAACCCUGUGAAGAACGUUUAGCCCAAAGGGGGACCCCAAGUCAGAGGUCCUCUGAAAACCCACGUGACGCGCCCAGGUUCUCCAUUGGCCCGGAGAACAGAGGAGAGAGCUGUCCGCGGGGGUGUUCCCCACGAGGGGCCCACCGUCCCUACGAGCGAAACAUCGUAAUUUAUUUCCAGAAAUCACACGUUUCGGUCUUUAAAGGUGAACCCCAAAUUCCUAUCUCUCUGUGGUAUGCCAAGCCCAGAUCUUCAACCCGCCGAGUCUUAUUUUGGCAACGGGGACACCCAGAAGCAAACCGGCCAAGGUUCAUGCCCUUAGCUCCCGGGCAGAGAGAAAGCCGUGGUGCGCGCAAACCGAUGGCAGUGUUCCUCUGAGCACAUUAAAGGGUGUGAACGAAUCUC